GCAGAGACUUGGACUGGAAUGUAUUAAUACGGGAUGAGAUCAUGAUGUUUUUUUCGACUUCUCCCACUAUGGAUGAUGUUCUUGUGGUGUAGUUGUAGAAAUUUCGAAGUUGCAAGAGCAAGACAUCAGAAAAAUGGACAAAUAUCUUCAAGUAGAGAAGCGACUGUCUGUGCAGCGCAGCCUCCCAAAGGCGACACAGCGGGUUUUCCUUCUCCCGACAGAUGACCGGCAGAAGGGGAGACUCCCGAAACACGACAGCGGUCUUUCACGAGGAGCUGGAGGAGCUUUGAUAGAAGUUAUAGCUGAGACACCAGCGUCGGAUGUAGGGGACCACGAAGGAGAUACUGACGACGCACACGCAGUAGAUGGAGGCUUGGUAGAAGAGGUCGAUCAAGAAGAGCUUCUGCAUAUGAACGAAGACAAUCAGACUACCGCUACAGCACCUUGUACACCAACGCCCUCGUCUUCAUUAACUACGUCGUUUAGAAGUCCUACUUGUUGCGCUGUCUGCAACAACCCCACACCCGCACACCGAUGUCCGAAGUGCGACGUUCGAUACUGUGGGCUAGCCUGUUACGCGAAGCAUAAUCCUAGGUGUACGGAAGAGUUCUUCAGGGAUCAGGUGGAGAAGGAGCUGCGAGAACGGCAAAAGCCGAACCCCGAAGAGCGCCGUCGUAUGGAGGAAGCUUUGCGGAAACUUCAGACUUUGGAUCAAAACUUUGAGGAGACAGUUGGAGAUGUUGAUGGUGCUGGAGAAGUUGAUACAGGUCGUGCUGAUGAGAGCUCUCAGCGCCAGCUUGCGUGUCGCCUGAGACGAGGACAAAACGACCACUACGCUGACGUCGAGAGCAUACGAAGCGGCCUGCAUACGGAUCUCGAUGAACUGGAGGAUAGCAAGCUCAGUUUCUUAGAACACGGCACCGAAGGUUUAGAUGCAUCGCAUGUGGGCGAAAGCACGUUGCUCCAGGAUCCUGAACGUUUACGGGACUUGGUCACUGCUUUGGAAAACUUGAACUCCUCGCAGGGAGUCGACGUCGACGAAGUUACCCUUCUAGAAAGCCUAGGUCUGACGGAAAGCGAGCGACAACAGCUGGCGCAGUUUUCUGCUCAAGUAGUGCUGACGGAACAAUGGACACCUUGGUGGACGAAAAUGGAUCUGGAAGAAGGCAUAAGCAGAUUUGUCAUGGUAGACGUCGAUGGUGAACAAGAAGGAAGCUCAAGCUCAACAACCCCAGCCUCAAACAAGACAUCUCCUGCUUCUGAAGAUCAUGCUGAUGCCACAGACCCAGUACGAGAAACAUCGUCUCCUCAUGAGCUUAUGUUAACCAAGGCAGACUGUCUCUCUUUGGGCAAAGAGCUUGGGUUUACUGCAGCAGUUGAGGAGGUAGGCACUGCUGGGACCCAAGUUCAUCAAAGUGCGGCUGGGAACAAUGCUAUACAACUCGAUGUCUCCAGUACAAGUACCCCUCAACAUACCCCUAAGAUGGUAGCCUCACCCUCAGUAGGUUUUCUUCUUGGGCAUUUGAUGGCUUGUUACACUUUUGAGAUGCGGAAGAGCAAUGGAGACUUUUCGUUAGCCGCAGAGAGUAUUCUGACAGCUUGGAACCGGAUUUUGAGGACGCCACAUCCAGUAACAGAGGUAGAUGCUUGGCUUGCAAGUGCAAGAAACGGUGCAGCUACUAGUUGUUCCACGAACAUGAACAACUACGUCGAAAAUAAGUUAGAGAGAGACGCUUUGGACGACGCGGUAACACUUGCUUCGAGCUUUCCUUUGUCAGUCACAGUUCUUAGCAAUGUGCUUUUUGCUGCUCUAGCUCUUGACGUGCAGGACAGGAGCAAUUUCGACGAGCCGCCGAAAAAAUCGAAGACCUCCACGGAUAGAAAAAUUCUCACAAAAAUUCUAUCGAAUGCUGACAAGCUUCUUCGUAAAAACACGCUUGUGUCCUGUUUCACACCCGCUGCGGCGCGGAGACUUUGUUGGCUCUUGCGCUAUUUGCUCUCUUUGUUGGCUCUUGACGACGACGCUGCGUCGAGAAAACUACCACAUUUUCGCGUACUGGAGUCAAUAAGAAAGCAGAUCAAAGAGUUACCAGAACCAGAUGAAGUUGCUGAUACAGAUUGGCAAGUAGCCCGAAAAUUAUAGAAGUGGUUUCUUGAUGAAAAUCAAAAUCACUAUCGCUUCAUCUCGAGGACGUGGUCCUGCUCAUAUCCCUCCAUAUCCCUAGGUGUAUCGAUCCUGUGCCUCCACCGAAGAUGAACUUGAGUCAAGCGUGGCGAUCUCUACCAUCUCUAAGAGAACUCUUGACGCACUAGUGCUCUUUUUGAAGUUGGUGUUCAUUUCUGAUAGACGAAGAAAUUCAAAUUUUUCAGAUUUUACCGAUAU
Molecule: messenger RNA, 2383 nt
Organism: Amoebophrya sp. A25
Lineage: Eukaryota; Dinophyceae; Syndiniales; Amoebophryaceae
Source: the annotation of a GenBank genome assembly